GAAAAGCACAAGAAAAGCAGUUAAAAGUGGACCACAGUUAAAAAGGGAACUGUCUUCUUUACACAGGUAUCGCGAUUUGCUCCCUCCUCCAGCGGACGCACGCGUACUUAUUGUUCCUUAUUGAAGGAGGAUUAAACAAAAACUUCCAACGAGGAAUUUCAGGAUGUUGGUCUGAGACAAAGGGGUCCGGGGCAUUGCAUUCGGAGUGGGUUGAUUUCAUAGCCUACUCUUGGUGCGUUCUGGAUGGGAAGAAAUGGAAACAGAGUCGCAAUGGUGGAAAGGACAGCUGGCUGCGGACAUCCAUCAAGCUCUCCGCAUAAAAGAACUGAAGUUGCCUGUCUACCAUGCCCACUCUCCCCAAAUUGGCAUGCGCCGCUACUUUGCCGACUUGCUGGCCAUCCUGAGUAACCGCUACCAGCUGUGUGCCACAGCUCGCCAUCUGGCUGUCUACCUCUUGGACCUCUUCAUGGACCAUUAUGAUGUGGCCAUCAAGCAGCUCUACGUCAUUGCACUCUCUUGCCUCCUCCUAGCCAGCAAGUUUGAGGAGAAGGAGGACCGCGUGCCCAAGCUGGAGCAGCUCAACUCGCUGGGCAUCAUGUGCAGCCUCAACCUGGUGCUCAACAAGCGCGACCUCAUCAAGAUGGAGCUGCUGCUGCUGGAGACCUUCAACUGGAACCUGUGCAUCCCCACGCCGGCCCACUUCAUCGACUACUACCUCCAGGCCUCCGUGCAGGAAGGCGACCUCUACAACAGCUGGCCGCUCGCCUCCAUCUCCAAGACCAAAGCGUUCAUGGACAAGUACACCCACUACUUCCUGGAAGUGUCUUUGCAAGAUCACGCCUUCCUGAGCUUCCGUCCGUCCCAGGUGGCGGCGGCCUGCGUGGCGUCCUCCAGGAUCUGUCUGCAGAUCAGCCCCAGCUGGACCACCGCCCUGCACCUGCUCACCGGCUACACCUGGGACCACCUCACCAAGUGCAUUGAGCUCAUGCUGCUUGCCCAUGACAACGAUGUGAAGGAAGCCAACAAGACCAAAUCUCCACAUCCCUCCAGUCAGGUGUCCCUGCAGUCGGUGGCCCAGCACAUGCACCUCUCGCCCGUCUCUGCCGUGCAGCGACCCGCCUUGACCUCCAGCGGCCUCUCUUCCUCCUCCUCCUCGUCCUCCUCGUCCUCCUCCGGCUCCCAGGCGCUGCUGUUCCAGGCGCGGGACUUCCCCCACCUGUCCCAGCACUCGCACUCGCACUCGCACGCCCACUCGCCCUCGCUGGCGCAGCUGCACGCGCUGGCCGUGUCCGAGCCGCAGGCGCUGGGCGGCCUGGUGCCACAGGACUUCCUGCACAGCCACCGGAUGGGCGUGCUGGCGGGCGCGGAGCUGGCGGGCGCGCUGCCCUCCUACCAGGGCCUGCCCGCGGGGCUGCAGACGGGGCCGCGCGCCCUCCAGCUCCAGGGGCCCAUCUCCAUGCAGGUGGCCAUCGCCGCCGAGCCCCGCCACUGCAUGAGCAUGGCGGCCUACGCCGGGGGCUACCUGGGCUCCCACCCCACCUUCAGCGCCGGCUGCUUCAACAGGUGACGCCAGGAGCGCGAGAGGAAAGGCAAGCGGGAGCGGCCGAGCAGCGCCGCCACCACCACCAGCACCAGCACCAGCACCAGCACCAGCGUGCCCCUCUCUCUCGCCCUCGCCCUCGCCACGCCGCCCCCGUCCGCCCCGCGCCCACCCCCGCCCACGCUGCGCGAGCGCCGGCACAAGCACAGACCCAAGCCAAACCCCAGCAGAGACCCCGUGGAGGUCAUCACUCUGACGUGACACUGAAGACUCGCAGACCUCGUUCUGUCUCUCUCUCUCUCUCUCUCUGGAGCUACUCUUUAAAACCAAGGGAAGUGCGCUUCCCGUCACUGUGAUCGUUUUGGAGGGAGCCAUGUAGCAUAUUCCCCAUAUGGCCUCUCCUGCCUGCCCUCCAUCCCUGUGGAGCAUGACUGAACACGAACAUACCAGGGACGCAUACUUGAGCUGCUUGACGUGCUUCACUUUGAAUUCAGACUAGUGUGGCCAGUUGUCUCCAGCUCACAACGCAAGAAGAACCACUGACUGAAACCCCACUAGAAGAGUGUUAUGUGCUGAGCAACUGAGGUGUUUCUGCAGGGUUGGGAAGAAUAAAAUGUGUCCAAACACUGUUUCUGUUCACUCUCCUCAUCUUCUGUUCCUCCAGCACUCUGGAUUCACACUGCUGGUUUGACGCCUUUUGAAGAAAAGCUUUUGAAAUCCCGUUUUAUCCUCAGAAAGGACACUUUUAUUGCCUAGGGAUUUUUUUUUUUAAUUUCUCUUUUUUUAUUAAUAUCCUUAUUAGUAUCCUUUUGGUAACCAAUGCUGCUGCCCUUUAUGAACUAAUGAACUGAACAAGUAUAGAGUGUAUAAGGAGUAUUUCCUCAGAUAUGUUUACACAGAUCUGUUUCAUCAACCAUGUGCUAUCAGGGAUCAGGGACUUGAUGGAUUACUUGAAUAUGAAACCAUUUACCUAAGGUUUAUUUAUACUUUUUAUAAGUUGUUUUAUUUGUACUCUUUAGUUUAGUUUUUUUUAUUUACAGUAUGAAAACACUGUUGAUAAAAUGUUUCCCCUCAAUAAAGCCGUAUCCCUUGAUAGAAUGUAUGGUUUGUUUGAGGAAGCGCACAGAAGGGUUCUACAAAACGUGCUCUUUCAGGGUCAACCUUUCCAAGUAGUCUUUAUGCAAAUGAGUGACCCUCUCAUGAAAUAAGGAGCAUCUAACUGCUGUUACCCUCACCAUCCAGUGUGGCGUGGUAAAGAGGGAAGGACACACAUCUUAUAAGGUUCUCGCAAGUUUUCUGAAGUAUUCACCAAAUAUUAAAACACAAAAUCUACAGUCUUUUUCUGUGAAAUGUUUUCCCUCAAAGUUUUCUUUUAAUAUGAGGAGGACGCGUGCUCAUUUGUCAGUGAAUUUUUACGUAACAAAAACAUUUCCACUGUCCACUGAAAAGAAAAUAUGAUUUUCACUGAUUGUUUCAUAUCCUGUUUCAGUUAAUCAUUUGGUUUGAAUUUGUCAGUUGCUUCAGGUUUUGUUUCACACUCACAAGGGUCUUUGUGUCUUCUGUGAAUUACAGAGCAUCACUGAUUUUCCAAAUGUUUUUAUGCCUUCCUUCUCAUUUGUUGAAUAAUACUGAUGAACAGAAUCUUCAAACCACACAGAAUGUCCACAGUUCAUCUGUCUGUUAGUAGACAGGCCAAUGCAAAAAUAGUAAUGCAAAAAGAUUGUACAAAACUGCUGUGACAAGCUUUUUUUCCUGACAAAACAUGUACCCUAAUACCAAUGAUUGAUUGACCAAACUGACCAUGAAAUAAAAUCCUACAUUUUGUUUUGGGGAAAUUAAAUUCUUGCUUUUGAAUAA
Molecule: messenger RNA, 3397 nt
Organism: Sardina pilchardus (European sardine)
Lineage: Eukaryota; Metazoa; Chordata; Actinopteri; Clupeiformes; Clupeidae
Gene: ccnjl
Product: cyclin J-like
Exons: 6
Coding region: 254-1567 (437 amino acids)
Biological process (GO): mitotic cell cycle phase transition; regulation of cyclin-dependent protein serine/threonine kinase activity
Cellular component (GO): cyclin-dependent protein kinase holoenzyme complex; cytoplasm; nucleus
Molecular function (GO): cyclin-dependent protein serine/threonine kinase regulator activity
Source: RefSeq, a predicted model, not a curated record